CCGUAAAUUUGUGACUUCCCCCCCCCCCCCCCCAUUAUUUCCAGGAAAAGUCUCCUAAACAAAAUCCAAUAACACAAAUAUAUGCCGGAAAAAGAAAAAAAAAAGGUUUAAUGUAACAAGAAACCCCCGGCAACAUGACAUGAAUCCCUAAAAUCUAUAUCCUCCAUUGUUGUUCUUCUCCAAAGCUUUUCCCUGUCCAUCCAUGGCGUCCGUACCCAUUUCCCCUUCCUACCUCCUCUUCUUCUUCCUCUUGCUCAGCCCUGCAUUUUCCCUGCAGCAAGCAUCCAAGUCCAGAAAAGAGCGAGCAGGAUCAGGAGAAGCCGGAAGCAUCGAAGGAGGAGGAGAAUCAUCAUUGGCGGCGGCGGUGGAUCCACAACUCGACUGCUCGGGCCGUUGGAUCCACAUCCGGCGUCUCCCGGCGAGGUUCAACCUCGAUCUCCUCACGAAUUGCUCCGAGUACGACCUCUUCUACGAUUUCUGCCCUUACCUCUCCAAUCACGGCCUCGGACCCAAGACCCACAACCGCUCCCACUCAUGGUACCGAACCGACCCUUUCCUUCUCGAGCUCAUCUUCCAUCGACGGAUGCUCGAAUACCCCUGUUUGACCCAAGAUCCGAACCAGGCCGCCGCCGUCUACCUCCCGUACUACGCCGCCAUCGACUCCCUCCGCUACCUCUACGGCCCGGAGGUGAACAACAGCAUGGAUCACGGCCUGGAGCUCUUCGAGUUCCUGCAGGAAAACGACGGGUGGAUUUGGGGGCGGAAUUCCGGGUCGGAUCAUUUCCUGGUUCUCGCCCGACCCGCCUGGGACUUCUCCCAGCCGCCAGAUCUCGACCCGCCGAUUUGGGGGACAUCGUUUUUGGAACUCCCGGAAUUCUACAAUCUCACGGCGCUUGUCGUUGAAGAGAGGUUAUGGCCGUGGCAGGAGCAAGCCAUUCCCUAUCUGACGUCGUUUCACCCGCCGAAUGCCGAGCUCCUGGAUUCGUGGAUCAAUCGGGUCGAGGCGUCCCGGAGAACUACAUUGAUGCUGUUCGCCGGCGGCGGAGGGGUGUCGGCGCAGCCCAAUAUCCGGCGGAGCAUUAGGAAUGAGUGCGAGAACACGAGCGAUACGUUUGAAAGCAAUGGCGGGUGGUAUUAUUACUCCAAAGUGUGCGACAUUGUCGAUUGCGCCAAUGGGAAAUGCGAGCACGACCCAAUUUUGUACAUGAGGCCCAUGUUGCAGUCGACAUUCUGCCUUCAGCCUCCCGGAGACACUCCGACGAGGAGAUCCACGUUUGACGCGAUCAUUGCGGGUUGCAUACCGGUGUUCUUCGAGGAUCAAUCCGCGAGAACGCAGUACAGGUGGCACUUGCCGGAGGAAGCUUAUGGGGAGUUUGCAGUCCACAUUCCGAAGGAGGAUGUGGUUUACAAUGGGAUGAAGAUUUUGGACGUGCUGAUGGGGAUUUCGAGGGCUCGGGUUAGGAGGAUGAGGCAGAAGGUUAUCGAGUUGAUCCCGAGAGUUGUUUACAGGAAACAUGGGAGACGGAGUAGUUCUUCUGUAGGAUGGAAAGGGCAAAAGGAUGCAUUUGAUAUUGCCAUUGAUGGAGCUCUCGAGAAGAUCAGCUCCAGGGUCAAAGGUGAAGAAGCAGAUGUAGCACUAGAAGACCUUUCUUCUGUGUGAUAGCACCAUUGCUUUUUCCAGACUGUUGUUGUAACAUUAUUAGGAGUCGGUCUUCUUCAUUUGUCUUGCUUUUUUUUUUCCUGAAUGGACGAAUUUUGAGGGAGAAAGGUAGAGAAUUGAGAAAGUAGAGAACGUUGAGCUUGAAUGUUCGAGCAUUGUAAAGAGUUUCAGGUUU
Linum trigynum is the source of this 1835-nucleotide messenger RNA. The record is from the annotation of a GenBank genome assembly. Lineage: Eukaryota; Viridiplantae; Streptophyta; Magnoliopsida; Malpighiales; Linaceae.